AUGUACUCUUCUUCGUCUUUAUCAAAAGGCUUAGUCCCUAUCUUGGCCGUCAUGAACAUACAAUUUCUCCUUAUAGGUAGCGUUUCAUCGUUGAACACGACUAAUGCGUAUCUGCACCACACAUGCUUCGCCAGUCAAGGGAAAUACAAGCCGGGAAGUGAGUACGAGAAAGGCCUCAAAGAUAUCAUCAAGAGAACCCUUUACAGUAAUUUUAGUGGCGGUCUAGAAAUGGGGACCAUUGGUGAAGGUCCUAGUUUCGUCUCCGUCACCCAACAGUGCCGCGGCGACUCCUAUGGGCCCAAAUGCCGCUCUUGCUUUUCCACCACCGUCUCUGAGGUAACUUCACUCAAUAUUAUUGAUUAG
Thlaspi arvense is the source of this 363-nucleotide messenger RNA. Lineage: Eukaryota; Viridiplantae; Streptophyta; Magnoliopsida; Brassicales; Brassicaceae. The record is from the annotation of a GenBank genome assembly.